Messenger RNA from Rotaria sordida, 1987 nucleotides. Lineage: Eukaryota; Metazoa; Rotifera; Eurotatoria; Philodinida; Philodinidae. The record is from the annotation of a GenBank genome assembly.
AUGGGCGAUACGAAUGGACAAGUAGUAGCUGGUGGCAAUGGCGAAGGAAAUCGAUUGGAUCAAUUGUAUCGACCAACCGAUGUAUUGAUUGACAAAGAGACGGAUAGUCUCAUUAUUUGUGAUUGGUUGAAUCGACGAGUCGUUCGAUGGUCUCGUCGUAAUGGUACAACUCAAGGAGAAAUUCUCAUCGACAACAUCGAUCCUUAUGGAUUGGCCAUGGAUGAUCAGAGAUAUCUCUACAUCUCUGACAAUGAAAAACAUGAAGUAAGACGAUAUCAAAUAGGAGACAAGAAUGGAACUCUUGUGGCUGGUGGCAAUGGCGAAGAUGAUGGUCUCAAUCAACUCAACACGCCGACCUACCUCUUUGUCGAUCAACAGCAGACUGUCUACGUGUCAGACCAAAACAAUCAUCGUGUAAUGAAAUGGAAUAAAGGUGCAAAAGAAGGAAUUGUCGUCGCUGGAGGUCAAGGGGAAGGGAAUGCUCUGAUACAAUUGUCGGAUCCUUACGGACUGUUCGUUGAUACAUUGGGUACCAUCUAUGUGGCAAACCGGGGAAAUCAUCGAGUGAUGCGUUGGCCUAAAGGAGGGAAACGGGGGACUGUCAUUGUGGGUGGAAAUGGUCAAGGAGAACGAGCAAAUCAGUUCAACUAUCUACGUGGUUUGUCCUUCGAUCGACAUGGCAAUCUCUAUGUCGUCGAUAGGAAUAAUCAUCGUGUUCAACGUUUUUCAAUCGAAUAGACUCGUCGUGAUAGAUUUUUUUUGCGUUCCUUUCGUUUCAAAUAAAUCACAUUGAAUUCAUGAAAUGAAUGGCUUAUUCUAUUCGCGCGCACGCGAUCAGCAACCAUCCUGGUGGAGCCGUGGCGAGCGUAACGCUCAUGCACGCACAGGACAGACUCAUAUCAUUCACACCCUCCCCCAGAGAGAUAUGUCAAUGAGUCUGAAUAAGCCUGGUCGUGUGCCACGGACACCAAGACGAUUCCUGGCCGAGCUUUUAGGGACUACCCAGAAGUCCUUCAUAAGAGACGAAACCCUAACCCUCAACGAACAGAACUCACCCUCGUCUCUCACUAACACUCACUUUUCUUAGUCUCACCCUAACCUCUCAAUCUCACUAUCUAUUCUCAUCUCAAAAAAAAAAAAUUACUUACCGUCUGAUGUUGAUGACGCGAUGAUAUUGAUAGCUGAAAGGAACAGAAAAAAUAAUUUAAUCAAUGUUAUUUAAUGAAAUAGAAUGAGAUGACUUACCCUAAUGUUAUCUUUGUCUUCAUUGUUUAUUCCCUAAAAUAAAAAUAAUAAUAAUAAAAAGAUCAAAGGAGGCCUUACCCCACCAUCCUUAUGAUCGUAAAAGAAAAAAAAAGUAAAACUAAUACCUACAUUUAUUUUUAUUGUAUGGUUUGUUGUUGAAUUGUUUCAUAUUGUUUGGUUGAAGCCAAUCUAAAACAGAAAAGAAAAAUGAUUAUUAUGUGAUUCAAAAAUUUGAAUGAUUUUACCUAGAAAAUCAUUCGUAUAUAUACCUUGAAAAAUCAUUUUUUUCUCUCGUCGAAAAUGAUAUGCAUAUUUAAUUGUACAUGUUGAUCAUUGAUCGUCAAUGAUAACAAACAUGAACAAUGACUUAUGGACGAGAGAAAGACAAAAAGAAAAGAAAAGAAAAUUUCUCUCUUCACAUAUAUUUCUUUUUUCUUUCCUUUCUCUCUUGUUAACAUUAACAUAUAUAAUGAUUUAUUUAUGAAUUUUUUAGAUUUCAUCUCAUUUGGAAUGAAAAUGAAAUUGUUUUGUUUAUUUUUAUUAAUGAUAAUCAAUAACAACAUUUAUGUAUAAUUAUUUUAUUUGUUAUGAUAAAAUACAAAAUAUAUUAUAUCAGACGAACUAUUACUUAAGUAGACAUACUUAAUGUUAAAAACUGUUGAUUCAAUUUCAUAGACUGGCGAAAAAAACAAAACAAUGGAAGUUUUUAAACACUUAAAUUUUUACAAUAAUAUUCUUUUUG